This is a messenger RNA of Paraglomus occultum, 1746 nucleotides long. Lineage: Eukaryota; Fungi; Glomeromycota; Glomeromycetes; Paraglomerales; Paraglomeraceae. The record is from the annotation of a GenBank genome assembly.
AUGAGCGAAACUCGAAUAACGACAACAAAUCAAGCCCGCAAACCACAUCACGUCCAUGCCGUCUCUGAACUUCCUAAAUCCUUGCUAGUUCGUCCUCCUUUUACCUCUUCAUCGAGAUCCAACACAAACCGGCAGCUAGCCUAUGGCUUCUGUCCUGAAUGUAAUGACCUGAAUACCUAUUACGACUGGUGCUCAUCUUGUAUCUAUUACAACUAUAUCUCUUCCAAUGCCGUCUGGACUAGUGGCGACCGACUUUUAGAUAAAUUCAUCCGCGAAGCACAACGGCAGGCUGUCAGUAGACACAAUUUUAUCGAAUGGAUUCCAUUUUUGAGAUUCGAGAAUGUUACCUACUUGCACGGAGGUGCCUUGGGUGAUGUCUAUGAAGCCGUGUGGAGUGAUGGAUAUCCACAGGCCUGGGAUUACGAUAACCAAAAGUUUAUGAGAUAUAAUAAUACCAAAGUCGUGUUGAAGUUUAUAGAGACCCCGUCAAAUGGAGUUAGCGAAUGGUUUUUGAAUAAGAUAAGAGGCUACAUCGAAUGGCACCAAAACAGCGGGGAUCGCUACAUCAUUCAUUGUUACGGCGUAACCCAAGACCCUGAUACCCAAAAUUACGCUCUUGUCCUUGAACAUGCAGCGGACGGAUCGUUGCGUCAAUACUACACUAACAAUCGAUCGGAACUAAACUGGGAGGACAAGUUAAACAUUCUCCAUAUGAUAAUUAACGGGCUACGGACCUUACACAGCGCGGGUAUAUUGCAUGGCAAUUUACACACAGCGAAUAUACUUCAAAUAGGAAACAUUCCGCACAUCAGCGACAUUGGUUUAUGCAACACGGCCGAUUCUACAUGCACAAACCGGCUAUUUGGCGUGCUUCCAUUCAUAGCUCCAGAAGUCAUGCUUACCAAAUCCUAUACUCGAGCGGCGGAUGUAUACAGCUUUGGCAUGGUACUUUGGGAACUCUCUACUGGAGCAAUACCUCAUGCCGAUUGCCCUCACGACGAACAACUAGCCAUAGCCAUUUGUCGUGGACUCCGCCCUCCUAUUACCGAUACCAUCCCAUCGUGCGUGGCCACGAUAAUUCGCAGAUGUUGGGACGGAAACCCGAGUAAUCGACCGAGCGUUGAAGAAUUAGAGAAUAUCAUCUGGGCUUGGUAUGAAGAUGUCUCGGAGGAGAGUGGUACGAAAAUCGCCAUGGAAUUUAAAAAGAGCGACGCGCUCAGAGAACGGAUGCUGAGAGCUCUGCGUGGGAAAGGUGAGGGUAGGGAGAGCAGAAGCUGGAGUCGAUGGAGAAAUAAAAGAGGGAAAACCGUGGAAGGCAAACUCCAUUGUCAUCCUCUGGCGGUAUACAAGAGUAGGGUUAUGGUGUUUCCUGGGUUGGAAGAAUGGAUAAACGGGAAAGAAAAUGAGGAAGCAAAGAACAUUGGUGGUAAGGAAGACGGCAACGUAAAAGUGAAAACGAAUGAGCGUGGAGAAAACGACAAGAAGAUGAAAGCGAUCGAUGGCGGGAAAAAUAAUAAGAUCGAUAGCGGGGAAACCAACAAGAAUUCGGAUGGCCUUGAUAAUGGGAAAGGCAUGAAAGAAUUGAGUGUGAAAGGACCGCAGAAUACAGAUGGUGUGGUUGAUAGUGGAACACGGAAGAAGACGAAUAAUUUAACGCGUGAUAAGGAAACUCCGCAUAAAACGGAAUUCUCUCUCUCAUUCGGUGAUAUAGCCAGCAGUGUGUUGUUCAAGCAUCGUCAUCAUUAG